AUGCCUGGCUUCGACUUCUCAAACUACAACCGCAAUGCGGCACUACACGCCCGGGGAGUGCCGCUGCCCAAGGCGACCAGCACAGGAACGACUAUUGUCGGGUGCAUAUACGACGGUGGUGUGGUGAUCGCUGCCGACACAAGAGCCACCUCGGGCCCCAUCGUCGCCGACAAGAACUGCGAGAAGCUGCACUACAUCGCGCCCAACAUCUGGUGCGCGGGCGCGGGCACGGCCGCCGACACCGAGUUCACAACCGCACUGAUCAGCUCGCAGCUGGAGCUGCACUCCCUCUCGACCGGCCGCAAGGCCCGCGUGGUGACGUGCAUGACGAUGCUCAAGCAGCACCUGUUCCGCUACCAAGGCCACAUCGGGGCCUACCUAGUCGUGGCGGGCGUGGACCCGACGGGCACGCACCUCUUCACGGUGCACGCGCACGGGUCGACCGACAAGCUGCCGUACGUGACGAUGGGCUCGGGCUCGCUCGCGGCCAUGUCGGUGUUCGAGACGCAGUGGAAGGCGUCGCUCACGCAGGACGAGGCGGUCAAGCUGUGCGCGGACGCGAUCGAGGCGGGCAUCUGGAACGACCUGGGGUCCGGCAGCAACGUGGACGUGGCCAUCAUCACGGGCGAGAAGACGACGCUGCGGCGCAACUACAUCAAGCCCAACGAGCGCACCCAGAAGCUCAAGAGCUACGCCUUUCCCAAGGGCACCACCGCCGUGCUCAACGAGAAGAUCAUUCACAAGGCGGACCUGAGCAAGUUUGUCAGCGUGCACGAGCUGACCGAGGAGGGCGGCGACAAGAUGGAGGUGGACACCUAG
This is a messenger RNA of Chaetomium globosum CBS 148.51, 819 nucleotides long. Its product is annotated as proteasome subunit beta type 7 precursor. The transcript is spliced from 2 exons. The record is from RefSeq and is a predicted model, not a curated record. Gene Ontology annotation, cellular component: proteasome core complex. Bases 1 to 819 code for a protein of 272 amino acids. Gene Ontology annotation, molecular function: threonine-type endopeptidase activity. NCBI's taxonomy places the organism in Eukaryota, Fungi, Ascomycota, Sordariomycetes, Sordariales, Chaetomiaceae.